Molecule: messenger RNA, 921 nt
Organism: Sordaria macrospora k-hell
Lineage: Eukaryota; Fungi; Ascomycota; Sordariomycetes; Sordariales; Sordariaceae
Cellular component (GO): mitochondrion
Molecular function (GO): oxidoreductase activity
Source: RefSeq, a predicted model, not a curated record
AUGUCGAAAGAAAGCCAUCUGGAAAGAACCGCAAAGGAACCCCGUGAUGAGGCACUGCAUACGGUGAUUAUCAAACAUGUCAACCAAGUCAAUGAUUCUAUCAGAGUGUUCCAGUUAGCGAUCCCCAACCAGAAGGCGAUACGUUUUUCUGCGGGACAAUGGCUCGACGUUCAUGUUCCGACCGUGCCCAAGGCUGGAGGCUUUACGAUAACCUCUGCGCCCUCAGCUGCAGUUGCGCAACAGGGACCAGAUGGCCAGGUACCGCAGGCCUAUCUUGAGCUGGCUAUCCAGAAGUCGCCAGCCAACCCACCAGCUGCUUGGCUCUGGCAGCCUCUCCCGGCAAUCAUGAAUGCUGAAGUCAAAGUCCGGGUUGGAGGCAGCUUUGUCUGGCCGCCGGCCGGUAUUGACGUUUCGUCACUCCGCAAGGUUGUGCUUGUGGCCGGUGGUGUCGGGAUCAACCCCUUGAUAAGUAUACUUACCGCCAUUGCGGAUGACAGGAAGCAUGGAAGGCUUCCUGAAAGCUGCGAAGUGGCGAUGCUUUAUUCGAUGAAGGACCCCGGGCCACCGAGACAUGUCAAGAAGAUGCUGUUUCUGGAGAGGAUUACUGGGCUCUUCGCCAAAGGGGCGGUCCGGGGCACAUUUCGGCUGUUUCUUACUAGACCCCAUGAUACUCCUCAGCAAAGUGAUGCGGUUCCAAAUAUGGAGGCAGGCAUGGUGAACUGUCAUGGGUAUGGAGUGAAGUUCGCCGCCAGAAGGAUAUCACUAGCUGAUAUUGCAUCCGCUGUUGGGGAUGAUAAAGACUCAGCAGUGGUAUACGUAUGCGGUGUUCCUGCCAUGACGGAUGAAAUGGUUGAAAGGUUGGUAUCCAAAGGCGGGCUGGGUAUGGAGCGCAACAGGGUUUUGUUCGAAAAGUGGUGGUGA